UCCCAGCGGCGGCGGGUGGAGGGCGGCGCGCGGUGACCGCGGGGAAAGGUCUGCGAGUCCCGGCGAGUGGCCCUGAGGCCCACGAAGCCAUAUCCAGGGGAUCGCUCGGUCGCUGCGGAACUGGGGGCGCCCGUGCCCGCUUGACGGACGGGUCCGGCCUGCCGUCGAAGGGGACGCGAACGCUGCACCGCGGCGGAUCGUGACGCCGGGGCGGAUCGAGGCGCCGCGGCCUGAGCAAGAUCCAAUAGGAAAAAAAAAAUGACAUUUGGAGGCAGAAGUUUUAUUUCAAAUCCCUACUUUUUCACUGGCUAAUUUUGUGACUUGGAAAUAUCUGUACAAGAUGUUGACGUUGCUGUUCUGGCUAGUGCAAGCUUGGGUUCUUUUCCUCACUGCUGAACCUUUAGGUAAACUUGUGGAGCCUUGUGGUUAUAUCAGCCCUGAAUCUCCAGUGAUACAACGUGGUACAAAUUUCACGGCUGUUUGUGUGCUAACAGAAAAGUGUAUGGACUAUUUUCAUGUAAAUGCUAGUUAUCUCGUCUGGAAAACAAACCAUCUUUCUGUUCCUAAAGAACAAUAUGCCAUUGUAAACAGAUCAACGUCCAGCGUCACCUUUACAAAUGUGGGUUCUCUGAAUGUUCAGCUUACAUGCAACGUUCUUACCUAUGGGCAGAUUGAGCAGAAUGUCUACGGAAUCAACAUCCGUUCAGGCUUUCCUCCAGAAAAACCUAAAAACCUGAAUUGCAUUGUGAAUGAUACGAAGAAUAUGCUGUGUCAGUGGAACCCUGGAAGGGAGACAUACUUAGAAACAAACUACACUUUGAAAUCUGAAUGGGCGACAGACAGGUUUGCUGACUGUAGAGCAGAACGUGACACCCCAAACUUUUGCCUUGUUCAAAAUAUUCCUGUGUUUUUUGUCAACCUUGAAGUCUGGGUAGAAGCAGAGAAUGCCCUUGGGAAAGUCUCAUCCAAUCAUAUAAAUUUUGAUCCUGUAGAUAAAGUGAAGACCAGUUCACCAUAUAAUUUAUCUGUGAGCAACUCAGAGGAACUGUCCACUAUCUUAAAAUUAACAUGGAUCAAUCCAAGUAUUAAAGAUAUUGUACAACUGAAAUAUAAUAUUGAUUAUAAGACCAAGGAUGCCUCAACUUGGAGCCAGAUCCCUCCUGAAGAUAUAGUCUCCACCCGAUCCAGCUUCACUGUCCAGGACCUUAAGCCCUUCACGGAGUAUGUGUUUAGGAUUCGCUGUAUGAAGGGAGACGGGAAAGGCUACUGGAGUGACUGGAGUGAACCUGCAAGUGGAAUCACAUAUGAAGACAGACCAUCCAAAGCACCAAGUUUCUGGUUUAAGAUAAAUUCAUCUAAAACUCAUGACUCUAAUAGAUCUGUACAGCUUAUGUGGAAGACACUGCCUCCUUUUGAAGCCAAUGGGAAAAUCUUGAAUUAUGAAGUGAUUCUAAAAGGGAAAACACAUCUACAAAAUUACACUGUUAAUAACACGAACUUCACAGUAAAUCUCACAAAUGAUCGUUAUAUAGCAACUCUAGCAGCAAGAAAUCUGGUUGGCAAGUCAGACGCAGCAGUGUUGACCAUCCCCGCCUUUGACUUUCAAGCUUCUCAUCCUGUAAUGGAUCUGAAAGCAUUCCCCAAUGAUAACAAGCUUUGGGUGGAGUGGACAUCUCCAAGUAAAUCUGUGAAGAAAUACAUAAUUGAAUGGUGCCAGCUGUCAGACACAUCGCCCUGUGAACCAGACUGGCAGCAGGAAGAAAGCACUGUGCAUCACACCUACUUAAAAGGGGACCUGAAGGAGAGCGUAUGCUACCUGAUCACAGUGACUCCUGUGUAUUCAUAUGGCCCCGGAAGCCCCGUGUCUACAAAGGCAUACCUGAAACAAGCUGCACCUUCUAGAGGACCUACUGUUCGGACAAAAAAAGUGGGGAAAAAUGAGGCUGUGUUAGAGUGGGAACGACUUCCUGUUGAUGAUCAGAAUGGAUUUAUUAGAAAUUAUACUAUAUUUUAUAAAAGCAGCAUUGGAAAUGAAACAGUAGUGCGUGUGGAUUCUUCCCACACGGAAUACACUCUAUCCCCUCUGACGAGCGACACACUGUACAUGGUGCGAAUGGCAGCGUACACCGAUGAAGGUGGCAAGUAUGGCCCAGAGUUCACCUUCACCACACCAAAGUUUGCUCAAGGAGAAAUAGAAGCCAUAGUUGUACCUGUCUGCUUAGCGUUCCUACUGGUAACUCUUCUGGGAGUGUUGUUCUGCUUUAAUAAGCGAGACUUAAUUAAAAAGCACAUCUGGCCUAAUGUUCCAGAUCCUUCAAAGAGUCAGAUUGCCCAGUGGUCACCUCACACACCGCCAAGGCACAACUUCAGUCCAAAAGAUAAGAUGUAUUCGGAUGGCAAUUUCACUGAUGUAAGUGUUGUAGAAAUAGAAGCAAAUGACAAAAAGCCUUUUCCAGAGGAUCUGAAAUCACUGGACCUAUUCAAGAAGGAAAAAACGAGUACGGAGGGCCACAGCAGUGGUAUCGGCGGGUCUUCAUGCAUGUCAUCUUCGAGGCCAAGCAUUUCUAGCAAUGAUGACAACGAGUCUUCACAGAACACAGCCAGCACUGUCCAGUAUUCUACUGUGGUGCACAGUGGCUACAGACACCAGGUUCCAUCGGUCCAAGUCUUCUCAAGAUCCGAGUCCACUCAGCCCCUGUUAGAUUCGGAAGAGCGGUCCGAAGAUCUACAGUUGGUAGAUAGUGUAGACAGUGGAGAUGGCAUUUUACCCAGGCAACAGUAUUUCAAACAGAAUUGCAGUCAGCCUGAAACCAGUCCAGACAUUUCACAUUUUGAAAGGUCAAAGCAGGUUUCAUCAGGCAGUGAGGAAGAUUUUGUUAGAAUUAAACAGCAGCAGAUUUCAGAUCGUAUUUCACAGGCCUGUGGAUCCGGGCAAAUGAAAAUGUUUCCGGAAGUUUCUGCAGUAGAUGCUUUUAGCCCUGGGACUGAGGGACAAGUGGAGAGAUUCGAGCCAGCUGGAAUGGAGGCUGUGAUGGAUGAAGAAAUAUCUAAAAGUUACUUACCACAGACUGUAAGACAAGGUGGCUACAUGCCCCAGUGAAAGUCUAGUAAAGCUAAAAUAUCUGUGAUUUCAGUUACAAAAUAAUCUUCACUCCCUGAAGAUGAUCAUUUGCCUUUUAGGACAAGCUCUCACCUGGGCCAUUGUCAUUCCAGAAUGUCUGGGAUUCUACUUUAAGCACUACAGAAACUGACUUUAUUCUCUGAAUAGCUGAAUGACUUUGCGCUGUUCCAGGAUGCUUGCACUGAAAAGAAACAGAAAGCUUGUCUGAUCAUUUGUAAAGUAAAACUUCACUAUGCUACAUAGAAAACAGAGGGUAUUUAAACAGUGAUCAGUGAGCACAGCUGCACUGGUUGGAUGAAGUCACCAAAACAGAUGGCUUAUGGAUGGGCAAUGGAAGGAAAAGGAGCAGUACAGAACUCUACUUCAGCUAACUGCCUUCGUGGAGGAAGAGACCACAGGGUGUAACCAGCUGCUCGCAGCUUUGGAGGGCUAACAAGAAAUGGUGGGAGGUUCAUUGACAGUUCUACCAUCAUUCAGAUUAUGCCUUAUUUCUUUUCUGUUGGUAAUGAUGUUAUUGGAGCCAAAGAUUUCCAGAGCUUAAACUUCAAAAAAAAGUCAGGUUUGAAUAUUACAUAAUCAAAACUCUCCAUGAAAUUAUUUAAAUUUGCUUUUUAUUAUUGGCUCUUUGCAGAUCUAUUUUACAAACCCAGCAGGUGCCUGGCAGGAGCUAGGAACACAUACCAUCAGCUAUCUUAAACAUUUUCAUGUUUCCUAUUUUUAAAGGCUUGUUGAUAUUUUUCUGUGUAUAAACAUAUACAUACAUAUUUACAUACAUAUAUAUACACAUAACAUACAUAUAUACAUAUUUUACACACAUUCAUACAUAUAUCAUUGACCCUUGUUAAGACUUUAGAGAACUUGGUUGACAGAGUACUUUAUACACAUCUUCAGCUUAAAAUGUGUUUGAAUUGAACAUACCUUGUUUUGAUUUUAAGUAUGCCAAGGUUUAAAUUUUUCUAAGGUAUUUGAAGCAAACCCAAAGGGCAGUAUCCACCACAACAAAACCAGAAUCCCAAGACUGUAUAUAUGGAUCUCAGUAGAUAUCACAGCCAGUAUCUUCACUGUAGACAUGUAAUAAACAGAUAGGGUUUUGGUUUUUGUUGGUUUGUAUGAUUUUAGUUUUCUUUUGUUGUCGGGGGGGUAAUUUUGUUUUGUUGGCUAUGUUGGGGAUUGAACCCAGGGCCUUACACAUGCUAGGCAAGUGCUCUACUAUUGAGGAACCCCAUCCCUGAUUUUAUUUUUGAGCUAAGUUCUUGCUGCGUGGCCCAGGCUGUCCCCAGUGUGGGCUCAAUCAGUCCUCCUCCCCGGUCCUGAGUAGCUAGGACUACCGCUGUGCACUGUCUGCCAUCUCUACAUUCUAUCCCAGAAUGACAUUUCAUUCUACAGUGUGCUUCAGAAAUAUUUUAAACCUCUCCUUUCCAGUUCUGUUCCUCAGGAGAAAAGUGAGCCAGGCUUUCAGGGCUUAGCAAUAAAGCCACUAAGCAUUUAUGCCAUUCCCUAACUAUGUGAAGGCAAGAGCUAGGGGCUAAAAA
This is a messenger RNA of Perognathus longimembris pacificus (Pacific pocket mouse), 4653 nucleotides long. It is a transcript of the gene Il6st, whose product is annotated as interleukin 6 cytokine family signal transducer. The transcript has 17 exons. Lineage: Eukaryota; Metazoa; Chordata; Mammalia; Rodentia; Heteromyidae. The coding region runs from base 341 to 3100 and encodes 919 amino acids. Gene Ontology annotation, cellular component: membrane; signaling receptor complex; external side of plasma membrane. The record is from RefSeq and is a predicted model, not a curated record. Gene Ontology annotation, biological process: cytokine-mediated signaling pathway. Gene Ontology annotation, molecular function: cytokine binding; cytokine receptor activity.